AUGUCAACCCCCUCCACACCGCGGACGGCGCGUUCCGCGUCGCCAGCAGCCAACUCACCCAAGAUGCUCACCCCAGGGCAAAAGAUCAAGGCAAUGCUCGCUCAAUUCGACAGCGACUCGGAUUCAGAUAGCGGAAAUGCACAGCCUCAAAGAUCCAUCGCACGAAUUACCGACACUCUCAAGAACAGCACAGUCUCGGAUCACCCGUCAACCAUGGAUUUGGAUGAAGAGGCCGAGGACGAGGACGACGAUAUCAUUAUGCCCAAGGGCCGCAUGGCUGCUCGACUACAGGCCCAGAACAGUGAGAAGAACGAAUCGGCAUUUGAUCGUGUGUCGAAGAGCUUGAGGAACGCACAGCAAGAAAAACGGGAUUCGGCGGCUGAUGAGGCCAUGUCCGAGGAUGAUGACGAUGACGACGAUGAUCUUCCUGUGGCGGGCCCACGGAGGAAACCUAAUAAUAAGCCGGUCGAAGAGCCUGAAGACUGUGAUGUGGAUAGGUCACCUUCUCGUGCGCGCGCGUUUUCGCCUCUGUUUGUGUCGUCUCCGACUCGUGAUAAUGCUCAGGAACGGGAUGCAAUGGAAGACUCGGAUCAGGAUGAGGCUCGGCCGAAGGCGAAUGCCCGGUUCCUUGCCCUCGUUGCUCAGAAGCGCAAGGAGCGCGAGGAGAAGGAGAGAAGUGAAAAUGAGAAGAGAGCCGCGAAGGUGAAGCAACGAGAGCAGUUUAGCUCGGAGAUACUCUCUGGUGACGAUAGUGAAGGGGAUAAUGAAUCCGGACGAAAGCUAUCACAACCUGCACGACCUGCGCGACAGGCCAGUAAGAAGGCCCUGGAAGAGAUGAACAGGGAAACCCAACGAAUCAGCAGAAGUAUGCAAUUGGUCCAUCAGGCUCAGACCAAGAAGAAGAUCAGCAAGGAAAGCUUCUUUGCUCGGUUUAACUUUAUGCAGCCUGAUCAGCAAAACGCCUCGGGGUCUGCGCCGGAUAACUCGUCGACUACCGCUGAUUCGCAGAAUUCGUCAGAUGCUGAAGCUCAGAAGAAUAAGGAAACGCCGCAUACCUCACCGAUUCUAGGUCCAUCUGAGAAGCCUUCGACUGGCAAUGAUGCUAAUGAUGCGUCCAAGGAGGCUUCAACCGAAUUCCCGACAUUGGACGAAAUGGUUGCCAAUGGCCCGCAGCAAUCAGAACAACUCAUCGUGGGUCACAUGGAAGAACAAGCGUCCGAUAAGAAACCUCAGGUCGCCGAGAAAAUGAAGCAAAAGAAGGUCCUAACAAUGCCACCUGUUCGUGUUCGCCUUUCUCGCGAGCAAGUAGCUCGGAACCAAAAAGACGAUUCCGACAGUGAUUUGGAAAUUGUUACAUCUCCCGCAAAGUGCCGCCGAUAUGCGGCAUUCGAAAACCUUUCCAUCAGAAGACACCAGGAGUCAGCUUCUAUGAUGAAACUGAAGGCCCUGGCUCAGCUCACAUCUCCUCCGAAGAAGUCCAGCAUGAAUUAUGCCGAGUUAUCCGCACAUCUCUUGCAUCAAGCGAGGCAACAGGCAAGCAAAGAGAGGAUGGAGAGAAUUGAAGAGCUGAGGGCAAAGGGCGUCAUCAUUGAAACGGCCGACGAGCGGGCUGCGAUGGAAGAUGAAUUAGAGAACCUUGUCGAGAAAGCCCGGAAGGAAGCUGAAGAAAUUGCAAAGCAAGAGAAAGCAGCAGCUAAGGGUGAAGCGGGAGAUGAUGAGGAUGGUGACUACGAAUUCUCUGGGUCUGAGGAGGAUGCCAACGAGGCUGAUGAGGACGGAGAAGAUGACGACGAAGAAGAGGAAGGUGAUGAAGAUGGUGAGAAUGAAGGCGGCCUAUUCGACGCCGAAGCUGGCGAAGACGAAGGAUCUGACGAUGACCAUCCCGAGGUCAUGUCAUCCGAAGAGACCAGUUUGCCAACCCAGAGACGGAAACGGCCUACUCGAGUCAUUAGCGACGACGAGGACGAACCUCCCGUACCCAAGACACCUGCCAGGAUGACUAACCCAAUUGCAGUACAAUCUGUAGAGCGACCGCAUAUUCCCGGUUUGCCUUCUGAUGACAUGACUAUGAGCUUAACCCAGGCAUUCGCGGGAACUUUGGGCGAUAAUCAGCCCGACAGCCAGGCGGGAUCUACAAUUCCUCAUUCGUUGCCUGAUCCAGUCGAUGGUCGACGAGGAUCCGAUUCACACAUGAUCAUCAAGGAUAGCCAAGAACAAAGGCUUGAACAUACCGAUAUACUGGCGGGAUAUGCACAGUCUGAAAUACGAGUUUCUGAAUCCCCUGCUCCACGAGGGAUGUCCCAGUUUUCUCAGAUCCCGGACCCAACACAGGAUGCUGGGUUUGUGCUAUCACCAUUUGAUCCUUCGAAACGAUUCAUGAGUACACCCGCGUCCACAGUAGACACUGUUCUCAUUAACCGGAACGAAUCCCAAAACAACUCCCCUACUGUCGGACGGAAGGCUAAGCAUCUGCAUCGGGGACGGACAACUGGACUAUCCGCCAUUGAAGAGCAGAAUGAAGGCGAUUUUGAAAUUGAUGCCAGUGCGUUCGACGUUCUGAAGAAGGCUGUCAAGAAAAAGUCCACUGUCCCGUUUGAUAAAAACAACAGUAAAGCGAGGGAUGUGGUCGAAGAAGCUGCGGAGGAAUCUGACGACGAAUAUGCUGGCCUUGGCGGCGCCAGCGACGAGGAUGACGAUGUGGAGGAUGCAUACGAUCGACAGAUGAUUGACGACAAUAGCGGAGAAACUGCCGACGAGAAACAAUUGGCCGCUCUCAAUGCACUCCAUCAGAGAAAUGCAGACGAGAAACAAGUAGCCAAGCUUCUCAAAGACAUCACAACUGGUGCCCUUAGACGACGCAGACGGGGCGAUGAUGAGUUCGAUUUGGACGAUUCUGACGAUGAGCUCCUUGCGCGUCGGCGAGAGAAACAGAGAGAAUUUGCACGGAUGCGAAAGGCGCUGAUGGCUGACGAGAAAAUUGGUGAAAUUGCCGAGAACCCUAAGAAGGCUGCGUUCUUCAAGGCCGUUGAAGAUCGCGAUAUGGACGACGAUGGCCUCGAUUUCCUAGAACCGGAGGAAAAUUCUGAGUUCCAAGCAGAAUCAUCGUCGCAAGACGUGAUUCCCGACUCACAACCAGAUACGACUACCACUAGCGAUAGCAACAAGAGGAAGAGGCCUCUUGAGCCUUCAUCUGAAGAGAUCAAUAAUCGACCUCCGCCUCAUAUGCGUCGCAAGCCGGCAAGUCUCAUAUCCAAGAAGCCAGCUAACCUUGCUGAGAUCCGCGAAACCCUUUCCUUCCUGACCGAGACGCCUGAAUAUGACUCUUUCCACGAAGAUGCAACUGUUGAAGACGACGAAGAACAUGACAAGGAUAUGGAUGGUGAGGCAGCGGAUGAACAACCGUCCAACAGCCAGUCUACGGAAGAAUUCGUUGCCCCGCGGCAUCCACGCCGGACAAAGGGUCCUGUCGUGGAUCGUCUUGCUCUGCUACGACAAGCAUCAUCUAACUCGGCCACGUCUGCCUCCUCUAACACCCGAUUUGCUUUCCAAACUGGCGCUGGGCCCGAUCCCAUCGGAUUCCGUCCACCCCUGCUUCGAAGGACUACGACCAGCUCUUCUUCCACCAGCAGCUCCUCCAAGUCUGACACAUCGCGACGAGUAUCGAAGCCUGCAUCUGGUGCAUCAGUUGCAAAGAAGGGUGCCGUUAACUACUAUACCGCUGCCCGAGAAAAGGAACGUGAGCGGGAGCUUCGGGCCAGGACUCGUAACACUGGCACCAAUAUCACCGCUUUAGUGAACAAACAUGCUAGCAACCGACUCGGCGCUCUUGGCAGAACUGGGCAAUGGGACUAA
Molecule: messenger RNA, 3852 nt
Organism: Aspergillus nomiae NRRL 13137
Lineage: Eukaryota; Fungi; Ascomycota; Eurotiomycetes; Eurotiales; Aspergillaceae
Exons: 2
Coding region: 1-3852 (1283 amino acids)
Biological process (GO): activation of protein kinase activity; mitotic DNA replication checkpoint signaling; mitotic G2 DNA damage checkpoint signaling
Molecular function (GO): anaphase-promoting complex binding
Source: RefSeq, a predicted model, not a curated record